This is a messenger RNA of Biomphalaria glabrata, 2703 nucleotides long. RefSeq lists its product as uncharacterized. The transcript is spliced from 4 exons. NCBI's taxonomy places the organism in Eukaryota, Metazoa, Mollusca, Gastropoda, Planorbidae. Bases 370 to 1815 code for a protein of 481 amino acids. The record is from RefSeq and is a predicted model, not a curated record.
CUGUCAGUGCUUUUGUGCUUUCUAAAAUUAAGUUUUUUUGUCUCUUUUCUGUUUGUUUGAGUUUCAAAAUGGUUUUAGUAUAAAAGCCGCAGCUUAGGAGUCAAAGGGCCGCAUCCCUGAGUCAAAUAAACGCAUACGGCUCUCGAUCUGCAGGUAACGACCAAUGAGCUAAGAGAUAGGUGAAGAUUACAUUUAAAAGGACAAGGUACUGUGGUAUUGGAUAACUGUCAUUACUGAAGCAUAGGGUGCUAAUUUAAUUAUAAGCUGACUUUUUUUUUUUAUUAAUAUUUCACAUUCACAAAUAUUGAGAUAUUUAAAGGUAAUACAGAAAAUACUUAAGCGAAAACAAACUCUAAGUUUGUCUUGAAGAUGAUAAACAAAUGUCUACAAUGGAAAAAGGCGCAUGUGGACUGUAUGCUAGCUCUGAAUAUGAAUUCUGCUCCAUCACAUAAAGAAUCAAGAGUCGCGCUUAAAGAAACUCUCAAUACAGUAAAACUGGUAUCCCUUUACAAAAAAUAUUUUCAAAAUGUUUUGGUAAGCUUAACAUCUGUUCUGUGUGAUUAUAAGAAUAAAGUGUGUCUUCAAAGAAAGAUAAUUGGGAUUAUUGCUUUAAAAAAAGAGGUUGAUGGCCUUUCGGUCGUUUUGGACAAACUUAUUGACAGUGACAGAUUCAACCGGUCAGAGAACGUUCUUGAGAAAACUCUACCGUCUUUAAAAGCAUUAAAGCAACUAAAUGCUAAGAUGUGUCUGCUGCAGAAAAAAAUUAAAUUAACUCAAAUUCGCUCCUUAUUUACAGAUUGUGAUAAAGAGUUAAUGCCUUUAUAUGGACAUAUUUUGAUUAUAUAUCUAGGCCUCAAUACUGAUUUUGAGCAUUGGAUUGAAAGUCUGAAAACUGAUGAGAGACACUGUCAAGAUUAUCGCUAUUAUAUUUUACAAUUUUUGGAAGCAAAUGAACAGAAUUUAGAAUAUGAUCCUAAUGAUAUUGGACUUGCUGGGUUGUCAAAGAAAUUGAUGCUGUUAGGAUUUACAAAGGACAGGUCAGAGGCAAUUGCAAAAAACAUUUCUACAGAUGUUAUUGACCUACAAACACCUUUGUAUUGGGCGAAGAGAUAUUUAGUGAAUGAAUUCAUAUUUCAUUCUAUUUUAUUUGAGCUUUCCAACUUUCCCUAUUCAAAAGAGAACACUGAUCAAUGGUUUAAACAAGAAAUAUUAAGAAAAAAUGGUGCUGAUUCUAUAUCAUUAAAUAUUAACAUGUUUAAUUGUACCAAUAAAAACCAAGAAAACACAAGAUUAAUACUUGAAUUUCUCACCAAAAUAAAAGACGAAGACGAAGAUAGUAGACUGUAUUUUCAUGGCACGACAUAUGAUGCUGUUAAGUCUAUACUUACUUCGGGAAUCAAACUUGGAGAAGGCAAAGAAAAGAAAGAUUUUUCAAGUGGUGAUGGAUUCUACCUAUCCGAAAAGUUAGAAAAUGCAGAGGAGUGGGCGUCAAACAGGUGUGGGGCGGUCAUAGUAUAUAAAGUUCAAAAAGAUUUCGUAGAUGCUGAAUUAGAAAACGGUCUAGAUGUGACGAACGACAAACAGAAAUGGGAUUCCAUCGUUAAACUUUGUAGAAGUCAUUAUGCUGAUCAAAAAUUAAAAAGGAAGCUGCUGAAAGGGAUAACAUUUGUAAGAGGCCCCAUAAGUUUGAAACCAAGGGGGUCCAGUGCUGCGGGGUGGGGACGCGCUGAAAUCCAGCUCUGCAUACGGGAAGAAGAAUAUUCCAUUCGAUUUGGAAGUCUUGAAAAUAUAUGUGGUGUCAUUUUUUACGCAUAAAUUCUUUAGAAUUUAAUAAUAACCUAAGACUUGCUCAUCUUUCCAGGGUAUUAAAAAUAGUUAGUAUCAGAUGUAAGUUAUAUUAAGGUUUCAUUAAGUUGUACUUGAUAUUUUUUUUGCAUUGAGUAAAACUGUUUAAAAGCUUGUAAGUUUAAUACAUUUGUUUUUAUUUUGCAUAUACUCUUUUAAUAUAAAUUAUAUUUUCUAAGACUUAAGUGAACCUGCUGAGAUGAAUUGUUGUAUUACAAUGAAUAUAAUCUUAUAUGUAUUAAAUGAUGUUAGGUUUUUAAUUCAACUUAUUAAAUGUGUUUCUAGUGUUUAGGCAGUUAUUUGAAACUUAAAGAAAAACACCAAUGUGUUAUGUAUAUUUUCUGAUUACCGGAAAGUUAAUUUCUAUUAAAAUAAAAACAUAUAUGAAUAUUGUAUUCCUAAAGCUAUACAUUUGUCAAAUCAUGGUUUAAUAGGCAGCGUUUAGAACAGACACGAUCCCUAACACCUUUAGACAUGUGACCAAAGGAGUUAGGGAUAUUUAAAAGUCCAAGAUUGAGAGAUUGAUCAUUUACUAACACUAUCGUUUAAGGAUCAGCCAUUAAACAGCAUUUAAUUAUAUCCUUUUAGUGUUUUUACUAUUUUGAGUAAUCAUGUCUCCUUCCAGAUUUCAAAAUUAUCCUUGACGGGUCUCGGCACCUGUAUUUUGUAUUAGGAAAUGAUUUGAUGUUUGUUGAAAGUAUAUUGUUUUUACCUAAUGUAUUUUGUAUUAGGAAAUGAUUUGAUGUUUGUUGAAAGUAUAUUGUUUUUACCUAAUGUAUUUUCUAUUAGGAAAUGAUUUGAUGUUUGUUGAAAGUAUAUUGUUUUUACCUAAUGUAUUUUGUAUUAGGAAAUGAUUUG